Polyodon spathula (Mississippi paddlefish) is the source of this 441-nucleotide messenger RNA. RefSeq names its product mitochondrial ribosomal protein L53 (gene mrpl53). Lineage: Eukaryota; Metazoa; Chordata; Actinopteri; Acipenseriformes; Polyodontidae. Gene Ontology annotation, cellular component: mitochondrial large ribosomal subunit. The coding region runs from base 19 to 342 and encodes 107 amino acids. The record is from RefSeq and is a predicted model, not a curated record. The transcript is spliced from 3 exons.
GUUGAGGACAGAAUAGAUAUGGCUGCGUCCAGGGGAGGAGUCGUGCUGAAAACAGUGAAGAAAGUGGUUGUGAAGUUUUGUCCGUUUGAAAGUAAUGUUCGGUCUACAAGGGAAUUCCUUGCAGUUGUAGGAACUGAAAAAGCCAGGUCAUCAAACCUCAGCUGUGAAGUAACAUCAGAUGUGAGGCAUGAUAAAUCGGAUCCUAUUGUAGACAUUACCUUUGCUGAUGGAGAAAGGCUUGUAAUGAAAGGCGCAAACCUGACUAGCAAAGAGAUGCUGUCAGCCUUUACAGCCAGAUGUACAGCAAAAGAUCCCCAGGCACAAGAUGGAAAGAAGAAGUAGAAUAGUUGUAUCUGUUUAUGUAUGUCUGUAUAAAACAAUGUUUAAACUCAAGUGAACAAUAGAUAGGCCUAUUAUAUAUUAAAAUAAUAGUGAAAUGGC